CAUAAAAUGAAGCUGAUAAAUGAUCUAACAGAUUAUACACGGUACCAGCCCUCCCAAAUUCCUCUUCAGAAUAAUUCUUAUUCUUUACCAAUAGACGCCGUCAUUUCUAUUGGAAACUAUAUUGAAGUGCAUGAAGAAACUCAAAGUGUGCUUUUAGAUAUCUGGUUACAGUUUAAAUGGGAUGACUUUUUAAUGACUUGGAAUAGUUCUAACUUUGGAAAUAUAAGCACUGUUAGGUUGGAUAUCGGUCAAAUUUGGCAUCCAAAGAUUAAGAUAAACUUUGGAACAGAACAAGAGAGUAUAGUAACUGAUAGCAAUACCCAAGUUCAGGUAUCUCAUGAUGGAACUGUCUUUAUCCAUAUUAUAGAUAGUACUAGUGUUCGUUGUUUUCUUGAUGUUGCCAAGUUCCCUUUUGAUAAACAAUCGUGCGAAAUAUAUAUUGUUCCACUAAAUGCUUAUAAAUCUGAAGCAUAUUUUCGGAAUGUAUCCACUGAAAUCAAAAUCAUUGGAGAAGGGCAAUGGGAUAUUCUCUCACAUGGUUAUAUACUGGGGGAACGUUCAAACAUUGCACUUUUGACGUUUGCAUUCGUUAUUGAGCGUCGCCCGAGCUAUUACGUCAGCUAUGUCAUGCUUCCGAUUAUGGCUACGUCUUUACUGAAUCCAGUAGUAUUCCUCAUACCAGCUGAUUCAGGUGAAAAGGUUUCCACGGCUGUAACAAUACUAUUGUCUUACUCGGUGUUUCUUGGUGUUAUUAGUGAGGUAUUAGCGAAAACGUCA
Messenger RNA from Lottia gigantea (owl limpet), 777 nucleotides. RefSeq lists its product as hypothetical. The record is from RefSeq and is a predicted model, not a curated record. Gene Ontology annotation, biological process: nervous system process; monoatomic ion transmembrane transport; signal transduction. Gene Ontology annotation, cellular component: neuron projection; membrane; synapse. NCBI's taxonomy places the organism in Eukaryota, Metazoa, Mollusca, Gastropoda, Lottiidae. Gene Ontology annotation, molecular function: extracellular ligand-gated monoatomic ion channel activity; neurotransmitter receptor activity; transmembrane signaling receptor activity. The transcript has a single exon. The annotation marks the transcript as partial.